This is a messenger RNA of Thlaspi arvense, 1857 nucleotides long. Lineage: Eukaryota; Viridiplantae; Streptophyta; Magnoliopsida; Brassicales; Brassicaceae. The record is from the annotation of a GenBank genome assembly.
CUGAAUAAAUGUAAAUAAAUAAACAAAGAGAAAAAAAAAAAUUGUUUAGGCGGAGAAUAUGGAUAAAUAGUGAAGACAAGACAGUUUUCUUACCCAUGAAACGUCUUUAAUGGCAAACUCAACUAGUUUUUACAAAGACAAUGUUUCCGAUUAUGAAAUCUCCACAGCCGGACCAAACUCGAGCCGCCGUACAAGCUGGCUAAGCAGCUCUUUCACGGCCAGUCCUAGCUGUGGUAGCUCCAUAUCCCAUCUAACUAACCAUGGCCUAAUCAGCUACAACCAAUCCAAGCCUCACAAAGCCAACCAAGUUGCAUGGGAAGCUAUGGCCAGGCUCCGCCGGUGCUGUGGGCAUGCGGUAGGAUUAGAACAUUUCCGACUCUUAGAGAGGAUAGGCAGUGGCGACAUCGGAAGUGUGUACCUCUGCCAAAUACGUGGAAGCCCGGAGGUUGCGCUUUACGCGAUGAAAGUCGUAGAUAAGGAGGCUGUGGCUGUGAAGAAAAAGCUAGGAAGAGCGGAGAUGGAAAAGAAGAUUUUAGGGAUGCUUGAUCACCCUUUUUGCCCUACCUUGUAUGCAGCUUUUGAGGCUUCUCAUUACUCUUUUCUUGUCAUGGAGUAUUGUCCCGGUGGUGAUCUCUACGCCGCACGCCUCCGCCAGCCCUCUAAGCGUUUCACUAUCUCCUCCACUAGGUUUUACGCAACAGAAACACUGGUGGCGUUAGAGUAUCUCCACAUGAUGGGAAUUGUGUACAGAGACCUGAAGCCAGAGAACGUACUAAUCAGAGACGAUGGUCAUGUAAUGCUCUCAGACUUCGACCUCUCCUUCAAAUGCGACGUCGUCCCCCAACUCCUCAACCACAACGACCGUGACCAACGAGUCCUUGAGGACGACGAAGACGAAGUCAGCAUCUGCCGAAAAUGCUCCACACCUUCCUGCACGUCUAGUCCUUUAAACCCCGUAAUCUCCUGCUUCUCUCUCAGUUCGAGUAGAAGAAAAAGCAAGAAUGUUAUUACCACAACAAUACAUGAGAACGCCGCCGAUACUUGCGUUUCCGCUAAAAGCAAGGGUUUUUCUAGAACAUUCUCUCGACAACCUUCUUGUUCAACUCGGGUUUCAAGUGGACUUGGGGACGUCUCUGGGGGAUGUCUAUCAAUUUUCGCCGAACCAAUCGACGCUCGCUCUAAGUCGUUCGUGGGAACACAUGAGUACCUGGCACCGGAGGUAAUCUCAGGUCAAGGGCAUGGGAGUGCAGUUGAUUGGUGGACAUUCGGUAUACUUCUGUACGAAAUGAUAUUUGGGAAGACACCGUUUAAAGGCGAGAACAACGAGAGAACGCUACUUAACAUUCUGAAAAAACCAUUGUCAUUCCCAAAGGUUAUAGUCAAUAGCCAGAAAGAGUACAAUGACAUGGUGAGCGCUCAAGCUCUUAUUAUUAAAUUACUUGUGAAGAAUCCUAAGAAGAGGUUAGGAAGUCUCAAAGGCUCCAUUGAGAUUAAAAGACAUGAGUUCUUCGAUUGUGUUAAUUGGGCACUAAUCAGGUCAAUAAAGCCACCUUGGGUCCCUAAAGAAGAGAAUAAUCAGAAGACUAAGAGUGAUAAUCGCAGCGUUAAUUAUUAUUUGCCACCGAGGUUUAUGAUGAGUAGAAAGGAAAGGGAUGAGCCUUACCAUCUCUCUGAUCAUUUUGAUUAUUUCUAACCUUAGGAUAUAAUCAUUUUUUUUAAUGAUAUGGUAUCAUUUAGCACGUCGAGGUUUAUAUUCAUAUGAUUUUGAAUCCAUGUGGUAUUGUGGGAUUGAAAUUGAAAAUGUAAGUAUCAUUAGGUGAAAACUUUAGCAACUUCACCUAUAUAUAUAUUGUUGAG